Molecule: messenger RNA, 2595 nt
Organism: Hippocampus zosterae (dwarf seahorse)
Lineage: Eukaryota; Metazoa; Chordata; Actinopteri; Syngnathiformes; Syngnathidae
Gene: podxl
Product: podocalyxin-like
Exons: 8
Coding region: 377-1732 (451 amino acids)
Biological process (GO): cell migration; regulation of microvillus assembly; positive regulation of cell-cell adhesion mediated by integrin
Cellular component (GO): microvillus membrane; apical plasma membrane
Source: RefSeq, a predicted model, not a curated record
CAGGCAUGGUUCAGGGGAUGGCAAUGAGAAGCGCUUUAUUGCUAGAGGCGAGGGCCGCAUCGAGCACAAUACCAGCCAGGAGCGAAAAGGGAGAGGGAGGGAACAAGCGCAGCCAAGGAGACCAGAGAAAAACUCGUGCCCCUCCAAAAUCCCCAUCUUUGCAAAAGAGGGCCCGGGACGCAAGCAUGCACAAAAGCAUUCUUGGCUUUCCCUUUUGAGGAAGAAAACACAAAAGGCCCGCGCGGCGUGAUAAUUUACUUCAAAUUGGAGGAGAAAGGCGUGACAGGACGGCACGGCUCCGUUUUGAGCCCACUUGAAAACUCAUCCGCUGCAUGAAUGAUAGCGACAUCUGGCAGAAGAACGACGCACAAGUACGAUGGGAGCCACCAUGAGGAUCACAUGUCUGCUGCUUUCACUUAGUCUUUUCUGUCAGAAAGCGCGCUCAGACAACACGACUGCAGCUACCGGAGUCACCGUGGCGAAGAACCCUCCCACGGAAGGGGCGAUUGCUACGCCCUUCAAUGCGACAAUCGUUGCCAACAAAUCUACAAUACAGACCGUAGUCGAGCCCGUUACUAACAAACCACACAUUCUAGUGAUGACAAUUGGCGACGCAGGUAAGGGGACGCAGGCCACAACGGCGUUACCAGGGGUCACCUUAUCACCCAUCAGUACGGCGCCCACCGCCAAGGUAACAGCAGCCCCGACAACGCCGCAUCAGCAGAAAAAGGACAGCCCAGUUGAUGCUGGCGCCUCGAGCACGCCACCUACUGUUAAGAGUGCGACACUCGCCUCAAUUAUCACGACGGUCCCUUCGAAAGCCACCCUUCCGGUCACGACGGUGGGCAGCACGCAAGCACCCACCCCGAGCAAGAAAAACCUUGACGUCGUCACCGGUGCACCGACAAGUAAAGUGUCCACAGUCGGCACUACGGCGAAUCAUCAGCCCGUCACGCAGAUUGUCGUCGUCGUCAAGACAACGCAACAGGAUGUGAAAGCAGUGACAACCACAGCGAUGAGCCCCCUACAGACAGCGACUUCAGGGACCACCAAAACAGCGGUGAGGGAGCAGACCACCACAAAUUCGCCCAUCUUGCCCUCCACUGCCCCCUCCAUUAUUGUAACCACAAGUGCGACCCCGGGCGCCACGUCCGCGGAAAUCAUCGCCACGACCACGAAAACAACUCCUGCUUAUCCAAAGAAGUUUUCGUACUCGCUGAACAAUGGACAAGAGAAGGAGGAGGAGAAAGACCUGGUGGAGGUCUGCAGGCGCCUCAUGGGUAACCUGAAGGACGGAAACUGCACGCUGACGUGGCGCCACCACAAAGGCAAACUUGUGUUUGACUGCGUGGAGAUCAACGGCAAAGUGAAAACAGCCCUGGCGACUCAGUAUUACGAAGAAAUAACAAAGAAGCCGACCGACAACAAAACCUUGAUUGCCAUUUUGGCGUCGUGUGGCGCUCUGCUGAUUAUGAUCAUCAUCCUGGCCGUGUGCGCAUCCCACCACCGCAAGCCUUACAGUGAGAACCAGCAACACUUGACCGAGGAGCUGCACACGGUGGAGAACGGUUACCACGACAACCCCACGCUGGAGGUGAUGGAAGUGCAGCCGGAGAUGCAGGAAAAGAAACUGGUCCUCAACGGCGAGUUCAACAACGACGGCGGCUGGAUCGUGCCCAUUGAUAACCUGCUCAAGGAGGACGUCCCCGACGAGGAGGACACGCACCUGUAAGGGAGUACAAGCCCAGCAUGGAGUCAACAUUUCACCCCCAGCCCAAUAAAACGGGGAAUACGGAUUGGGUAGCCAUACCAAACUGCUUUGAUUGCCUGACUUCAGCAUAUAACACAAGUGAGGUUUGCACACGGUGCCUUUCCAAAAGGGUUUUAUAUCCAUGUUCAAUUAUACUCUUUGUACACACAGCGGCUUUUUAUAGGCCCACAGAUAAACAGUUCACAGACUCUCUUAACGUUUUGGAUUCAAACGAUACAGUGAUGCCUUGAGUCAGUUGGUAUUAUACUGCCCCCAUGCGGCCAGGGGAAGCACAGCAGCAGCGCCAGAAUGUUCAUUGAACCGAAGCCAAAAAAAACCCGUUUAAUUCUUUAGAUUCGGGUUCAUUGUCAUUGCUGUAUGUUUUUCAAAACAGUCUAGUUUUUUGAGGGGCGGGGGGCGUAGGGUAGUGUGGAGUGCAUCGGCAUUUCCAUUCAAUUCAAUGGAACCAAUUGAACUUGUUUCUCAAAGCACCACUGUACUUGAUGAUGAGGGUCUGAUGAAAAUCAGACCCUUGAACUCUGUAUAAAAUUUUACGGCCAGACUAAAAGCUUCUUCUGGCUGAAACACUGUAAAUAUUUUUAUUAUUUUUAUCAUCAUUAGUCCUAUUGCCGAUGCUGGACGGUUCAAGUCAUAUUUUUUUACCUGAGCACAUUUGAAUGUAUUCAAAUUCCCCGUUAAGAGUCAAACAAUAAAUAUAUAUUCAACUUGAAAAUACAGUAAUUCGCAACUAUUUAGCAAUAUAGUGAAAAAAAACCAUGCACAACGGAUGCGCCCCCACCCCAAAAAUGUUUAUAUUGGCCCAUCUUAAUAAUUUCAACUGCAAA